AUGGCCGCCGGUUCCUCCACCCAGGAGUGCGCCUCCUGCUUUGACACCGCGCCGCUCUCUCCGCUCUGCGCGUCGUCCGCCCACGGCUUGUGCGCCGAGUGCUGCUGGCGGUGUUGCGAGUCGUCUCUCGGCGAGGGCCUCGUGCCAGCGUGUCCAUUCAAGGACCAGAAAUGCGGCGCGGUGAGCAAGCGUAGGGCAUUGACGGCGCUCGACGCCGCUCAGCUGCCUCCGAGCCAGCGCGAGACCUUCGCAUCCAAGCUCGACGAAGUCUACCUGGGCGCCGAGCGCGCGCGGCGAGGCGCGGUCCAGUGCAUCGGCAAGGGCUGCGAGGAGUGGUACGUCCCUCCCGUGCCGCACUCGGACCGGCCGCAGCGCCUCGAGUGCUCCAGGCGCGCAUGCGGCGCCGUCUUCUGCAGCGCCUGCCGCCAGCCCUUCCACGUGCGGUCGACGUGCGCCGAGGCGCUCCGGCUGAGCGCGCGCUGGGUCCGCUUCCUGCAGGACGAGCUCGCCCCCUUCCUGCAGGCAGCGGUGCGGCUCGACGGAGAGCGGUGGAGCCCGGCGCUUGCGGCGCACGCGCAGGCCAAGGGCUCGCUCGACGACGCGACGCGCGACGCGCUCUCUCGCUUCGACGAGCUGCGCAGGAUGGAGCUGUGGAAGCAGGCGCACUGCAAGCGCUGCCCGCACUGCCGCCGCGUCGUCGAAAAGAUGGAGGGGUGCGACAUGCUCGUCUGCGGCAGCGACGCGCACGGCGGCAACCAGCAGCGGGGCUGCGGCAAGCCGUUUGUCUGGUGUGAGGGCCAGCCCAACUCUGCGCUCAACGGCUGCGACGAUCCCGUCGUGGGCCCGCGGCUGCAGUGCGUGCAGUGCGAGGUGCCAGUGGAGCUGUGCGUCAAGUGCGUCGCGUGGGCGGGUGGAGGCAGCCGCAGGCUGCAGCUGCACGAUGGUCGCACCCACCCGCGGCAGCACAUCUUCCGCCGGGUGCGCCCUGUCAUGAGCCACGGGGGCGCCUCCUCGGCCCUCGCGCCCGGCGAGGACCUCGUCGAGGUCAUCGACUUGGACGAAGAGUGA
This is a messenger RNA of Emiliania huxleyi CCMP1516, 1068 nucleotides long. RefSeq lists its product as hypothetical. Lineage: Eukaryota; Haptophyta; Isochrysidales; Noelaerhabdaceae. Bases 1 to 1068 code for a protein of 355 amino acids. The record is from RefSeq and is a predicted model, not a curated record. Gene Ontology annotation, cellular component: ubiquitin ligase complex; cytoplasm. The transcript is spliced from 3 exons. Gene Ontology annotation, biological process: positive regulation of proteasomal ubiquitin-dependent protein catabolic process; protein polyubiquitination; ubiquitin-dependent protein catabolic process. Gene Ontology annotation, molecular function: ubiquitin conjugating enzyme binding; zinc ion binding; ubiquitin protein ligase activity.